Bombus terrestris (buff-tailed bumblebee) is the source of this 832-nucleotide messenger RNA. RefSeq names its product 5-demethoxyubiquinone hydroxylase, mitochondrial (gene Coq7). Gene Ontology annotation, molecular function: 3-demethoxyubiquinol 3-hydroxylase activity. The record is from RefSeq and is a predicted model, not a curated record. Gene Ontology annotation, cellular component: nucleus; mitochondrial inner membrane. NCBI's taxonomy places the organism in Eukaryota, Metazoa, Arthropoda, Insecta, Hymenoptera, Apidae. Gene Ontology annotation, biological process: regulation of gene expression; determination of adult lifespan; regulation of reactive oxygen species metabolic process. Bases 134 to 736 code for a protein of 200 amino acids. The transcript is spliced from 3 exons.
CAGCGUCCCUGGAACGAUGUUGCUGAGUUUCAGUCUAACCUAAAAGCUUGCACCAUCUGAAACGGCAAGAAACAAUCGUUUGUUGUUUUGACGUUUUCUAUUCAAAAGACUUUAUCCUGGUUUAUAGAAAAAAAUGCUGUAUCUUAGACAGCUUGGAAUUCGAUUGGCUAGUACAUCAGCAGCUUCAGGAGCAACUAGAUCAGGGAAAUUAUUAGAUUCAGUUAUAAGGGUAGAUCAUGCUGGAGAAUUAGGAGCUGAUAGAAUAUAUGCUGGACAAAUGGCUGUUUUAGGGGUAUAUAAGACAGGUAGAACAUCUGUUGGUCCAACUAUUCAACAUAUGUGGGAUCAAGAAAAGGAACAUCGUGCAAAGUUUGAAGAGUUGAUUAGAAAAUAUCGUGUAAGACCCACUGUUCUAACACCUGUUUGGAACAUUGCUGGGUUUGUCCUUGGUGCUGGUACAGCACUCAUGGGAGAAAAAGCAGCUAUGGCUUGCACCGUAGCUGUUGAGACAGUGAUCACAGAGCAUUAUAAUGAUCAAUUACGUGCAUUGAUGGAAAGUGAUGAAAAAAUACAUGAAGAAGUUUUAGAAAUAAUUAAAAAAUUUCGUGAUGAAGAACAAGAACAUCAUGACACUGGUCUAAAACAUGGUGCAGAACAAGCACCAUUCUAUCAAGCUUUAACAAAUGUUAUUAAAUUUGGUUGUAAAACUGCUAUAUCAAUAUCCAAAGUUAUAUAAAUUAUAUAAUUUGUUAAUAUAGUACAAAAAUGUAACUUUAAUGAAAUAUUUAUAAAUAUUAGUCUGAUUUUAAGUAAAUAAAAUAUUUGUUUUAUA